CUGACUCUCGCUGGUCCCCAAAGGAAUGCGGCCGGUGAGCGGCCCCCGGCUGCGCGGGCCCAGAACCACGUCCCCCGCCGGGCCCAGAACCACGUCCCCCGGCGGGCCCAGAAGCACAUCCCCCGGCGGGCCCAGAAGCACAUCCCCCGCCGGACCCAGAACCACGUCCCCCGGCGGGCCCAGAACCACGUCCCCCGGCGGGCCCAGAACCACAUCCCCCGGCGGGCCCGGCGGUUCCGGCGCUCGCUGACGCGGCGCUGCCGCUUCCCGUGCGCGGGCGGUGCCUCCCUCGCUCCUUCCUCCUCCCUCCGCCCCGGAGUCCCUCCUUCCUUCCCUCCUCCCGCGUUCGCCCCCUCCUGCAGCGGCGGCGAGCGAGCCCCGGGCGAAGAUGGCGAAGACCUACGACUAUCUGUUCAAGCUGCUGCUGAUCGGCGACUCGGGCGUGGGCAAGACCUGCCUCCUGUUCCGCUUCAGCGAGGACGCCUUCAACACCACCUUCAUCUCCACCAUCGGAAUCGACUUCAAGAUCAGAACAAUAGAAUUAGAUGGAAAGAAAAUCAAGCUGCAAAUAUGGGAUACAGCGGGCCAGGAGAGAUUCCGCACCAUCACCACGGCCUACUACCGAGGAGCCAUGGGAAUUAUGCUGGUGUAUGACAUCACAAAUGAAAAGUCUUUUGACAACAUAAAAAACUGGAUAAGAAAUAUAGAGGAGCAUGCCUCUUCAGAUGUAGAAAGAAUGAUCCUGGGUAACAAGUGCGAUAUGAAUGAAAAAAGACAAGUCUCAAAAGAAAAAGGGGAGAAGUUAGCAAUUGAUUAUGGAAUCAAAUUUUUGGAGACAAGUGCAAAAUCCAGCAUAAACGUGGAAGAGGCGUUUUUCACACUUGCACGGGACAUUAUGACAAAGCUCAACAGAAAAAUGAAUGACAACAGUUCAUCGGGGGCAGGUGGGCCAGUAAAAAUAACAGAAAAUCGAUCUAAGAAGAGCAGCUUCUUUCGAUGCACGCUACUUUGAUGAACUUCUAAUGAUAGACUGCAGCACACUUAGAACCUUUUCUGCUUCUUUGAAAGCACAGGGUCACAAAGCCUCAGAAAUAAUACCACCAAGCUGCUGCUGAGAGCUCCAUUGAACGUAGACUGCGAUACACAAAAUACCAAGUGGAUUUUGCUCACUAAGCCUAUUGACCUGUCAGGCUUUCUUUCUCAGAUAUGGAAGCUAUGAAGUGGAGACACAAAUGCAAGAGUUAACCUGUUUUCAUUUUUUACUUUCUGUUUUAUUGCCUGUUGCAAAAGCUGCUAUGUUUCUUUUAACUUUGCACAUCCAUAUUGGCCUCUUACUGCCUGUUACAGCACAAUCUUACAUUUGUAUUUGCACAGUUUGACUUGUAAAUUCUUAACAGAUUUGUGCAGGGUUUUCUUUCUGUUUUUAAACAAAUUUAUUUUCAAGCAGAAGAGCCAGGGGAAAAAUUGUCUCACUUCCAUUAUCUCUAUGCUGUAUACUUGUGGCCAUGCAGUAUGGAUGUUGUCGCUCUAGUGAUGAGAAUUACUGUAAAAAUUGGCAUUUAGCAAUUUCUAUGGAUUUUGUUCUCUUAGAUGCACAAAUCUGUUCAUGCAGAAGCUGUGGCUUCUAUUCUGAAUGUAGUAUGUUGCUUUUCUCUCUUUACCAGACUUAGCAAAGUUGUGUUCUGAAUUGCCAGUCACUGUCUGAUUCACAGAUGCACCUUUCAGUUAUUUGAAUAAACACAGUGUCUUUCCUCACUUAACUUCCCUUUGUUAGCUCGAACUGCACCUUUUUGUGUUUCUGAUGAGGAAUUACACUCUGGAGCUGAAAUCAGCCUCACAAAUUGGCCUCAUCGCUAUCACUUAAGUGGCUUGUGGAAGCUGAAUGCAUGAGUCUUGAGUAACCUCUUUUGGAUUCACUUGUUCAGAAAUGACUGCUUCUAAAGGUGACUUCCAUUUCUACUGUAACUCUGAAUAGUUCGUUAAGGUCUGUAAUGACCCUUGGCAACAGAGGUGUCCCAAACCAGCUUCCUGGGCGGUUGCUGAAGCGUGCCCAGCUUUGGCCCCGGGGAAGCCGUGGCAUUAGGGCUAUAACAUACUCCUGGUUCUGCAGUUAAUGCUGAAUGUGUGUCUGGUCUGCUCGAGCAGUUAUUUUUUCAUCACUGGUACAGUGACCUAGACUGUUAGAAGCAGAGGUGAAACAUAGUUGCCUUUUUUACUCAACUGAGCAUUGUAUAACCUAGUCUUUGUUCUACUACUUUUUUUAUUGUCUUCUGGAAAACUUUCCUCGAUGAGCAAUUAAAACAGGUGCUUUAGUUCUGUUGGUGUGCCAAACGUGGACCAUUGUAAGCUUUAAGUACAAGUUUGUGUCCAGCCUGGUUGCUGUUGGGGGAUAGGUGUGUUCUGUCACUGUCAAAGUCAGCGUCUGCUUUUGCUUCACUUCUUGGCUGGAGUUGUAAACAGUGAGUUGGUCGUUUCCACAGAGAACCACUUCAUUUUGUUGUGUCAGGUACUGCAUUUGUCAUCUCUGGGUCUGUCCUGAAUAUUCUGGAAGUGAACAGGCCAGUAGUAUUAGAUUUAAACAUUUGAUUUGAAAAGGUUUAACGUUAGUAGUAGCUGGUUCCAUGAAGUUCUGAGUGGUUAUUGACCUGUCCCCACGUGUAGUUUGCUAGAAGUAGUUAUUGGAACUAGGUGGUGGAUCUCAUAAACUGCUGUUGCUGCACUAGAACAGAGAAACCUUCAUGGCAACAAGGUUUAGUGGAAAAGCAAAGCAACCCUAACUGCUGUGUUGUCUACCCUUGAUGUUUUUCUUGGACAGGCUAAAGCAGUUAUGUUUUCUGUAUGGUUAAAAAAGUGCUUCUAUACAGAAAGUGUUGUGACACCAAUUAUGAAUGUUGUUUAUUUUCAGUAAUUUACCUCUGACUUAUUUGGUGUCGUAAUACUUUGAUUUUUAUCUCAGGGGUUGUCUGCAAACCAAAACUGACAUGUUCUGUGUUUGGCACUGUUUACAGAAUGCUUUGUAUUGUUUUUUCCUGUCUUCGCUGUGUGGUUAAAUGUCUAUUCAAUUAUUAGUCUCCAUGAACUUCCCUUUGAAAGAGCCUGUAAGUAGUAGAGUCUAUGAAGUGCUUCUUGAAGCAGCAGCGAAUUGGGGUAUCUGCUCUGUAUGGGGGAGGGUG
Messenger RNA from Pipra filicauda (Wire-tailed manakin), 3173 nucleotides. RefSeq names its product RAB8B, member RAS oncogene family (gene RAB8B). Gene Ontology annotation, cellular component: plasma membrane; synaptic vesicle; trans-Golgi network transport vesicle. Gene Ontology annotation, molecular function: GTPase activity; GTP binding. NCBI's taxonomy places the organism in Eukaryota, Metazoa, Chordata, Aves, Passeriformes, Pipridae. The record is from RefSeq and is a predicted model, not a curated record. Gene Ontology annotation, biological process: cellular response to insulin stimulus; protein localization to plasma membrane; Golgi vesicle fusion to target membrane. The transcript has 8 exons. The coding region runs from base 389 to 1012 and encodes 207 amino acids.